Drosophila gunungcola (fruit fly) is the source of this 2757-nucleotide messenger RNA. RefSeq lists its product as uncharacterized. The record is from RefSeq and is a predicted model, not a curated record. The coding region runs from base 391 to 1788 and encodes 465 amino acids. Lineage: Eukaryota; Metazoa; Arthropoda; Insecta; Diptera; Drosophilidae. The transcript has 9 exons.
CGUGUUUUGUCGGAGUGCGAUCGCUUCAGUCUUGGCCAGGUUGGUGUGCUAGACACAUCCACAGCGCUCAACGAACCCACGAUCCCGAUCCCUUCCAUACGAUCCGAUUCGUUUCGAUUCCAAAUCGUGCCGUUAACAUGUAAAACGAGUGUUGGCCACAAAACGAAAUAAUUAUAGAGGAAGCCCGCAAAUAAAAAAAAUACAAACCAUUAAGGAAGUAUAGCAAAAAAAAAAACCAUCAAACUAAUGUGAAACCAAAAUUUCGUUAAAAUAUUUAAAAAUCAUCAACGUUCCGGACAACCAGUUUAAAGCAUAGCAAAAUCGCCAAAACAACAGACACAUAACAAAUUGGAUUACGCAAAAAGGGCGAAGUUGGAUAGAGUUCACACCAUGAAGACCGGCACUCCAAUGGAAAUUUUCUACACGGCGCUGCACUUAAUCACAAUCGCAGCUCUGACGACGCACGCAGCGCAGAUACCAACGGCAGUCAAGGAUGCGCAGAGCUCACUGAGCGAGGCGAUUGCGGCGGCGGAGAAGGAGGCGGAGGUGGCCUCCACCACGAAGCCGGCGGUGGAGCCGAGUGUGCGGAUCAAGUGCCUGUCCGGCUCGAUGCUGAUCACCAUCAAAGAUGCUCCCCCGAAUCACGAAACGGGGCUGUUCAGCGGCAUGAUCUACCCGAAAGGCCUGUCCAAGAACUCCACCUGCCUCAGUGAAUACAGAGAUCAUGUGGGCUCCCUGCGGUACAAACUGCCGCUGAGAUCUUGCAACACGAUGCCGAAGGAAACGGACGAUGGUGGCAUCGAGUUCUUCAACACCAUAGUGCUGCAGCCGCACCUGAAGCUCAUCACGGACUUGGGACGCGGCUACCACGUUCGCUGUGCCUACAAGAGUCGCGAUGCGGCCAUGAAGCCCAAGAAGUAUCUGCGCAAGCACGCCCAGAAGCCGCAGGCCUUCCGCAGCGAGGAUCGCAGGGACUACGGACGAUCGCUGGACAAGCAGCAGGACGAUGACCUCGACGAGGAGGAUGUCUAUGAUGCGAAUGCGCCGCAGGAGGAGCAGGAGGAUGUGAGCAACAACGAGAUCCCCAUGCCCGCCUGCCACAUGAAGAUCUACAACGACGAGCACAAGAUAGCCGACGAUGUGAAGAUCGGAGAUCCCCUGACCAUAGUGAUCAACAUCGAUAGACAGCAGGUUUAUGGGCUCCAUGUGACGGACUGCAUAGUUCGCGAUGGCUUGGGCUGGGGAGAACAGCGACUGGUGGGCGAAGAUGGCUGCCCCAUGGACAACGAGAUCAUGGGUCAGUUCAACUACACCGAGGAUCGUUUGGCUGCCAAUGUGACCUUCCCGGCGCACAAGUUCCCGUACACCACUUCCGUUUACUACCAGUGCAAUGUGCGGCUGUGCGCUUUGGAGGAUCCCACCUGCCAGGAGGCUCCUCUGUGCAGCGGCAAGCGACCCAAGCGCCAGACGGCGGUCGACAGCAAGGAGGAGGACGGCCUGCCCGCCACCAUUGAGGUCUUCUCCGGCUUGUAUGUCAAUGAGAACGAGAAUGCCAAUGACAGCGACGACGAUGCGGUUUACAAGGAGAAGACUCUGGAUGAUGCUCUGUGCGUGUCACAGCGCACCUUCGCCAUAGCCAUUGCCAUCGCCGGCCUGAUCCUCAUGCUGGCCGUGGUGGCCGCCGUGCUCUGCAUCAUGGCCCGCAGGAGCACCAAGACGGUGUCGAACUCGGGCAGCUCCAUCUACAGUGGACCCUACACGAACACCGCCUUCUCGCACAGCAGCUAAGCGCGGAAUGGGGAGGUCCUCAAAGAUUCCAUUUAAAAUUCAAACGUUUCCAAAAUGUACAACACUCAAAGUGUUUAAAAUCAGAGAGAGGAGAUUAGGUCGCGCAGGUGCCGCUGCGGUAGUCAACGAUUGGUAGGAUUGGGAGCCACCUAGUUUGUAAGGAUGCCGGAGCAGUCAGUCGUCCAGCGGCUGUUCCAUAGAUUAAGCCUAGUCUUAGUUUGCAAUAUGAUGUGCAGAGAUUACCGGGCAAUGGCGGGGCACCAUCCCCAUUGCCUGCUAAUGUCGCAGAGAUCUUAGGUACUCCAUAUCCAGAUGGUAUGGUUUGGUAGCCAUUCAACUCUGUUCCGCACAGUCGGUGUUGGACUCGCCCUUCCUUCAGACACUCCACUGUAAGUGUAAGCGUGUUUCUGCAUCCCUACUACCCCAAGAACCCCUACUAACCUAUUGUACUUUCCCUAACUUUAUCACUCGAACUAACAACGAAUGCAGCAGCCGACGCUCAGGUGAUAUUUGUACUCGUAUCUACUUAACGACUAAAUCCUAUUCGUAAUUUAUUAAUUUAUCGGAUGCCUAACUGCCAAAGGUCCAAAACUACAACACUCGGCGCCCUCUUAGUAGAAUUUCCUGAACAUUUUCUUGUCAUUGAUAUACUUAACGCGUAUUAAACCCUUGGCGGCAGGAGCCCUUAUUAUAAAGCAGCCGUCCCGAUCAGCCACUUACUAUACCGAUAUAUGAUAUAUAAUAUUUGAUAUAUGAUAAUGAAAACGGAAUGUCUGGCAACAGUUCUCAAAGUAAGCUUACGCCUUUGCACCGCUUCAAUCGAGCAUUCCACCGCCCACUUGAACAAUUAAGGGAAUGCUCCUCUGGAGCCGUUCAAUACACGCAAUUCAAUUCAUAUUUUAAAGCUCAAUUUUAGUGUACCUCUAAGUUAAUAUUAAUCAUUGAACAAUAAACUCAAAUUGACCUAAA